Messenger RNA from Paramecium sonneborni, 7036 nucleotides. The record is from the annotation of a GenBank genome assembly. Lineage: Eukaryota; Ciliophora; Oligohymenophorea; Peniculida; Parameciidae.
AUGGAGUAAGUCGAUUAUUAUGAACUUCUUAAACGAUUUCAAUAUUCUUACAUCAAGCCAAAUGCUUAAUUAAGACACUAUUUACAAUCUCUCACUCCUGACUAAUAUCCGGAUUUAUUCUAAAACAUUGAAAACUUAAAUUAUGACUCACAUAAAAUCAAAAGAUUACUUAGAUUCCUCAAAAAACCACAUCUAGUACCACAAUACUUUCAUCUUAAAUUAAAACAUAAAUUGAAAAUCAAUGAAAGUGUACCUCAAGGAGUUGUUGAUUUUAAUAAGAAAAAUUCAUUAAUUUUGACAUCAUAAUAGCAGGGACAAUUAUUAUUUGACAAACUUAAAGAAGAAUUCUUUGUUGAUUCCAAACUUAGAAAAACAGGUAUUUCUAUUUUUAUUCUAUUCAAGAUUCACUUACUUUCAAGCAUUAAUAUUAUCAAGCCUUGUAAGACAAUCUAACUAAUUAAUGUAUUGAAUAAUGUCUUCGUCUCCUUAAAAGAUCAGAAUAAAAUAUGGACACUUUAAUUAUUGUACUCACAGAAUUAGCACAAACACAAUAUGAUAUUACACCUUAAUUAGUAGCCAUACAUAAUGCCUUAACAGAAUUCAUUAAGAAUGAUUUAUCAAUCACUUGUUUAAAAUUAGCACAUUCUUGUAUCAAAGGAGAUUUAAGUACUGCUGUUACAUUUAUUGGAAAAAUGAUACAAGGUACACAUGAUGAAAAUAGAAAAUUUGCUUUCCUUAGUACUUUGCCUCAUAGAUGUGAAAAAUAAAUUGAAUUAAUUUAUAAUUUGGCUACUGUGCUUAAUGAUGAUCAAAAAGUAUUUGACUUAAUUAAAAGAAUGAGAGAUCUUAAAGUUCCUUUAGGAAAUUGGGCUCACUUAAAAAAAUUAUUAACAAUUAAUAAGUAUACAAAUACAUUUGUCUCACUAUUGGUUGUUGAUUGGUUAUUAGAAAAGUAAUAAGAAUCAAAUAGUAAAGAUUUAGAAUCUGUAAUGGAAUUAAUUGUUAAUGGAUUAGCUACUAAUGUAAAUUCAUUUAUAUAUAAUAUUUUAGUUUAAAAACUUUGCUAAAGUUGUUACUUAACCAGUAAUGUUCUUAGCCUAAUUAAAAUGUGUUGUUUUAUAUGCUCUUUUUUGUGAAGAAGAUGCUCCAGCCAAAUUGAUGAUUACAAUCAAUGAAAAUCUUAAUAAGAAUACAGACAUUUUCAAUUCUAAAAGUCAUUUGUGUUAAUUAAAAUACUUGAUAUCCCCAUCAUGUUAAAAUGAGAGUUAAUUAUUUUUGGAUUGCUUAUUAGUAUAUUAAGCAAUAACAUAUGAUGAAAAUGAUCAAUUUAAUUAUUUAUUGCCAUUGAUUACUUUAAUUGCAUUUAGUGGAAAAGUUAAGAAUAGUGUAAAUGUGAAAUAAUCAUUAGAAUUAUUAAAACUAUUUUAAGCAAUCGAUAUUAAUAUACUUUACAAUAAAAUAUUUAAGACAUUACAUGAAUUUCUAUAUUAAAUCAACCCAUAUUAAGGUGAAGGAAUAAAUUUCAGGAAAGACAGAUUAGUUCAUUUUGUAAGAUUGAUUAAAAAUUAAAUUGCAAAUACUUAAAUUGAAAAUCCAUAAUACAUCUACACAACCUUUUCACAUACAUUCAUUUCUCAAUUCAAAAACAAUUUACCAAAAUAUGAUAUUGAAGUGAAUCCAAUAAGUUGGUUUACAAAUCGUGGAUUGAUGAGCAAUAAUCCUUAUACAGUUUAAUCUACUAUUAAUUAUUGCAGACUUUUAGUUGAUUAAGGUUUUAUUGAUGAUAUUGUUAAACCUAUUGAAGAAUGGGUUAAUCCUAAUAAUAUUAAUAAAUUAAGUAGUUUAGAUCACUUAGAUGAAUAAUUGGAAUAGAUAUAAAUAUAAUAGUUAAAUCAUACUAAUUUAUAGUAAUCAGGAUUAAAAGUAAUGACUAAUGAUAAGCCACUUGAUGAAUCUGAAUUGUAAUUAUAGUAAGAACUUAAAAAAUUUGAAAACAAUAAUGCAGUACUUAUGGAUGAAGGAGAAGCAAAGUAACAAAUGUUAUUAAAAUAAAAGAAUAAAAUGUGUUAAUAAUAUUCAUUAUGUUUAAAAUUAUUUGAAGGUAUACUAUAUACAAAGUCCAAAGAAUAAUUUAUUACUAAAUACUUUAAUUAAAUAUCUGCUUUUGCAAAAGAAAUCUCCACAAGAUAUGAUUGCUGUAUGUUCCUAUUAAAAUAUUUUGAAACUAAUCCAUUAUUGUAGUAAUUUAAAUGGCCUCUUACUUUUUUCUUUUUAGAACGUAGUAUGAAUUCUAUACCAAACGACAAAAUCUUAGAAAAAAUUAACCAAUUUUAAGAUUGUCUUUUGAAAGAAAUCUAAAAUCCACCAAUUCAUCUAAUUCAUUUAAUGAAUCUUUACAUAAUAAAUUAAAAUGCUUUUACUCCUAUUACAAAAUUUAAGACUUUUUCAAUUAUUUUAAAAUAUAAAGAUUAAUUAACAAUAAAUGAGUAUUUUACACCAUUUGUUGUAAAUAUAAAUAUUUGUGGACAUGCAAAAAAUGCAGGACAUGUGUUAUAAUUGAUCUUUAAUAAGGAUAGUUAGUAACAUUAUGAUUUAUUUUUUAAUAAUAUUUUGAAUCUAGUUCCAGAAGCUUAAAAUUUAAUCUUAAAAACAAUACCAAGUUUGCCUGAUAAUUUUGAUAUUCAUAUUAAAGUUAGAGUCUUGGCUGAAUUUGAUGAAACCAAAGAAGCUGCUUUACCUUUUGUAGAUAAAGAAUUUAAAGUUUUGAAUUAGCUCUAAAAAUGGGAUAUAGUUAGUUUUGUGAAGAAAUUCCCUAGAGAACAUAGUGAAGUCAUGAUUAACAUUUUGAAUGAAGUAAAUGGAUUUCCAGAAAUGAUAAUAUAAGCAGCAUCUAAAUUAGUUGUUGAUUAAUAAUUAUAAGAAGAAUAAUUGGAAUUUUUUCCUUAUUUUGUUAGCAAAUAAUUAAAUAUAUAUCCUAAACAUUUGAUAGGAAAAACAAUAGAUUUAUUAAUUUAAUAUUCAUCAACUCCAGAAAGGCAAUAAUUGGCAGUACUUUGCAGAGAGGCAGGUGUUUAAUUAAUAAAAUUACUUGGUAAAGAAAAUUCAAAUGAUAUUCUAAUUUAAAUAGAAGCUCAUCUUUAAUCUAAAAAUGUAUGUGCAUCAAUACGUGCUAUAACAUAUUUGGGCGUAUUGUCAUAAUUUUUGUAAGGACACAACUAAAGAAAAACUUAAGAAUAAAUUGUUUAAUUGUUCAGAAAUAGUGAUAAAGAUUCACAAUUGGAAUUAGCCCGUUCAUUAUAAGAGUUAUUGAGUUUUUUCCCUGAUACAGAGAAUCUUGUUAUUGAAUUGUUGAAAUCUAAUAAAUUAGAGAAGGAUGAGAAUGUAAAGAGAGGAAAUGCAUAUAUGAUAGCAGGUUUAAUAAAAGGGUUAGGAGUGGAAAUGAUGGAAAAGUUAGGAAUAUUUGAAUUAUUAGAAGUAAAAGAGAGAAAGGAGAGUUUAGAAGAUAAAUUUUAUGUUUUGAUAUAAUUAUAAGCAAUGAUUGAUUUAUUCUAGAAAAUAUUAGAACCAUAUGUAUUAAAAGUGAUGGGAAUUUUAAUGAAAUAUUUUGGAGAAGGAAAAGUAGAAGUACGUAAUUUAGCAAUGACGAAUGCUAGUAGAUUAUUAUAAUCACUCUCUAGUUAUGGAGUUAAGAUAAUGCUUUAACCAUUACUUGAAGGUUUAGAUUCUGAUACAUAAUGGAGAGCUAAAGUGGCAAAUAUUUGGGCAUUAGGACAUUUGGCACAUUGUUCACCAAAAUAAUUAUCAAGUUGUCUCCCUUAGAUUGUAAAUUCUAUAUCAAAAGCGAUUUCUGAUACUCAUCCUGAUGUAAAAGCAGAAGCAAAUAAAUCAUUGAAUGAAAUAGGAUCAACAAUAAAGAAUCCUGAAAUUUCUAGUAUUGCAGAUAUAUUGAUUAUUUCAUUAUCAAAUCCAUAUGAUGAGAAUUUAAGAGGAUUAUAAGUAGUAUUGGAAACAAAGUUUAGACAUUAUAUAGAUGCUCCAGCAAUGUCAUUAUUGAUUCCAAUAAUAGAUUAUGGUUUAAGAGCAUAAGAUAGUAAUUAAAGGAGUUAAGCAUCAAUAUUAAUAGGAGGUUUGCCUCAUUUGAUAUAGAAAAGUGAUGAUCUAGUACCAUAUAUGAAUUUAAUUGUUGGUGGAUUAGAAGUAGUAAUAGGAGAUCCAUUAUUAGAGGUUAGAACAGUAGCAGCAAAAGCAAUAGGUUAAUUAUCUAAAAAGAUAGGAAUUGAGAAUACUAAGUAAUUCUUUAAAUUUAUAUGGGAUGUAUUAGAAAAUAAGGAAGCAAGUACAAAUAAGAGAUCAGGGGCAGCUCAUGCAUUUGCUGAAAUAUCAUGUAUUCAUGGAGAUACCUUUUUAGAGGAAUCACUUUAAUUUAUAUUCACUUAAAUUUAAAGACCUGAAAUAUUUGUUAAAGAAGGAUAUAUAGGAAUAUUUAUUUAUAUUCCAAGUAUUUUAUAAUAGAAGUUUGAGAAUUACGUUAAAGAUGUGAUUGAAAAUGUUUAUGAAUGUGUAAGUCAUGAAGAUGAUGUUGUAAGUAGUAUUACUUUGAGAGUGUUAAAGAUUUUAAUUAAGAAUUUCGGUAUAUUAUAAAAUGAAUUAUUAUAUCCAUCAUUAACAGAAACAAUGUUAAAUGAGGAUGCAAAGAAACGUAAUGCAGGAACUAUAUUGAGCGGAGAAAUGCUUAAAAUAACUCAGAAGUAUGUAUUUGCUCAAUUAAACAAUCCAGACAGUCAAUAAUAUAUUAAUAUUGAUUUAUAUUAUUUGAAUUUGAUGACUUUGUAUACAAUGUAAUAAGAUGUUGCUGAUGUGGUUAGACAAAAUGCUGUUGCUAUUUGGAAAGAAUUUAUAGAUAAUACUCCAAAAACAUUAAAGAAAGGACUUAAACAAUAUGUUAUUUAAUUAUGUAAUAUUAUGAGUAGAGAUGGUGUUGUCUAAAAUGGUAUUAAUAGUAUUAGAAAUUUCUGUGAAAAAUAUGGUGAGACAUAAAUGAGUGAAGCAUUCAAUCAUAUUGGAUUUGUCUUAUAAAAUUACUAAGACAAUUUAUCCUUAGUCAAGGGAGCUUAUUCAGUAUUGAAUUAGAUUUAUAUACACAUUUCAUUAGAUAUAGCUACAAGAUACAGAGAUCAAUUUAUUGAAUAUUCAAGAAUAUAUAUAUUCUGUAAAGAUAAUAUGAUUAAGUAAUAAUUAUUUUAAUCUAUUGGAACAAUGAUUAAUAAAGUAAAAUAAACUACUUUUGUUGAAUUGAUAAUUGAACCUUAUUUAAUUGAAUUAGCUGCUAUGGAUGAAAAUGAUCCAAAAUAUUCAGGUUAUUUAGAAGUAUUUUAAAGAUUGUGUUCAUUAAAUUAGACUCUUGUAUUACACUAUUUAAUUGUAUUGAUUUUAGUACCACCUUUACAUUAAUUUAAAAUUGAUAUUCUCACUAAUAAUGCUUCUACAUUCUCAAGUGUCAUUUAUAAAAAAUAUGAAAACAAAAUACCUAUUCAAAUAUUGUUUAAUGAUCUUUAUUUAUGUGCUGAAUUUAAUGAUCACAAUGAAUGGAAUGACAGAACUGAAUCACUCAUCUAUUGUAUUUAAUAAUUGAGUAUUCACAUAAAAUCUGAUAUUGAAAAUUAUUUAGCAUUAUUUAUUGAAGAUAUUCUUAGAUAAUUAUCAAUUAAGAGUAAACCUAUUUUUGAAUCAGAAGCACAUCCAAAUGAUUAUAAACAUUGUCUUAUUCCCUUGGAAGUUUUGUAAUACUUCUUAAAAAAUACAUCUGAAGAUCAUUAAUAAUUUUCAUAAGCAAUUAUUGAAAAAGUCACUCCUUUCUUAUACCUUUAAUCAAAUAGUCUCUCUAAGUAAUAAUUAGAGUAAUUCUACAAUUUAGCUAAUAAGAUUCUUUAUGCAAUUAAUAAUACAUUAGAUAAGCAACAUCAUUUUGAUAAUAUGCGUAAUAUUCAUACUUGCUUUAUGAAUCGUAUCAAUAAUAAUGUAAUACCUGGAUUAAGUCUUUAAGAUGGAGCAGGAAUAGAACCUUAUGUUUCUAUGCUAAUUGAUAGUUUUGUGUUUGGUAAAGAAGAAACAUUUAAAUACGCUUAUGACUUCAUGAAAAUCUUAAUUAGAUCUGCUGAUUAUCAAUAACUUCAAAUCUAUAUUCUAAAAUUAGUUGGUGCUCUUAUACGUAUUCUUAAUUAUAAAGGCAAUAAUGAACUCAAAGUUCUUGCUUUAUAAUUAAUACAUUAAUCUUAGGAGAAGGGUCUUGAACUAUAGAAAUUCAAGCCAUAAUUAGCUAUCACCUAUGAAAAAUUGAUUAUUGACAUUAAUUUAGUAGAUGGAGGAUUAAAACAAUUAUCUAAGAAUUACAGUUAAUUCCUUAAAAUGCAUGAUAAAAAAGUAUUAUUGUAAUUAUAUUCAUUAUAGGAUUUACUUCUUAAUCAAUUAUUUAAUAAGGGUGUAUAAAGUGUUACUUAAGAAGCAAGAGAAUGUCAUUUGAAAAUUGUUAAAAAAGCUAUUAAAGAUUAAUAAGAAUAAGUUUAUUCGUCAGCUGUUUUGGAAAGAUUUUUCACUCUCUCAAAAUAAUAUUUUGAAAAGUGUAUUCAAUCUUCAAAAUUUGAUUUAGCUUCUCCUUGUGAAUUAAAUCGUCUAGGUAUCUAUUUAAUUAUAUUCUAUUUUAGCUCAUAUUCUUGCGUAAACUUAUAAUUAUACAAAUAAAAAUAACAAAGAGCAAUAUGUUCAAAAAUAUAUGAAAUUUGAUCAAUAUGGUUUGCUAUUAAAAUUACAAUUUGUAAGAUAUUAAAUGAAAGAUUUAUUACCUGAUAUAAUAGCAUAUGCUAUAGAAUAAGUCAAUACUAAUGAAAAUAUGACUUAUGUGCUUCAAAUAUUGAGAAACUUAAGAAAAUUCCCCAAUAUUUAGGUUAAGUAAUAAUUAAAACCCAAAUUCAUGGAAAUUCCACAAAUUUUAAGUGCGUUAUCAAGAUUAUAAUGAUAUAAAAUAUAUUAAAUAACAGAC